UUGGUCAUCUAGAUAAGAGUUCUCUUAAAAAAAACACAAAAGGAAAAAAAGAAAAAGUAAUAAUAGCCCUCUCAAGUUGUGUCCCUCUAGAUAAUAGCUAAUUUUCUUAGUAUCUUAGUUAUGUCAAUCCCCUUUUUUAGCAGUAAAUAUAACUAUGUGGCAAAGUGGCAUGGUCCAUUGCCAUUUCCGAGAGAUUACAACUAGUUGAUGUGGCAAAGCCAAAUGGUUAAGACUACUUUUUGAGGUCAGAGAUUCUUUGUCCUCACUGGCUCCUCAUUCUUGUAACAGAAAAUCGUUAACUUACACUCACUUUCUAAUAGGCCUCUCUCUUUGACAAUCUUUUAUUCAUCUCCUGAUUUUCCUUUUCUCGACCCAAUUUUUUCUUUCGUGGGUCGUAAGAUAUCAGAAAAGGAGGAUCAGGAGCAGCGUAACCUUUACUAUCAUCAUAUUCAGCACACUUUAUUAGUUACUUGAGGGUCAAGUCCAGCCCCAAGGCAUUAAAAAGGUCAAAGAGAAGCAGGCUGGGAAUGGAGUCCUUAAACCGAACCAUGACGACAAUGGAGAAACCACCGAUCCCCAGCUCAUCAUCAGCAGAUUGCAAACCACUAACCACAUUCGUUCAAACAAACACAGACGCAUUCAGGGAAGUAGUGCAGCGACUGACGGGUCCAUCAUCUAUGGCGGUAGAAGGCAUGGCAUCAAAAGAAGGAGGCACGAAGAAGAACUCGAGCAAGCUCCAUGAGAGAAGGAAAUACAUGAAGCCAAAGGUUGAGAUUGUUAAGAGUAGUAGUGUGCAUUGUAAAUCAGGGGCGUGUUCGCCUUCGGUUUCAAGAAGCUCUAGCUACCCUGCUAGUCCUGUUUCAGGGAGCUUCCCGGCAAGCCCUCUCACACCUUCAACGAUCUUCUCCAAGUUGAGCAUUCUAGAAGAUGACAAGAAAGAUGAUCUUGAUUUAGAUCUUAAUAUUGCAGUGCCGUCUGAGCCGAAUAUGAUAAGCACAGAGGAACAAGAAGAAGAUGAAGAAGAAGAAGAAGAGAGAGCUAUCAGAGAAAGGCGAUUUUAUUUGCAUCCAUCGCCUCGUCCCAAACCUGGAUUUUCCGAACCUGAACUUCUGCCUUUGUUUCCCAUGGCAUCCACUGAGAAAGUGUAGUCUUCAUCGUCAUCAUCAUUUGUAACUAUAUUAUUGUUAUAUAUCUCUUAGCAUAUGCUUCAAAUUACAGACAUACAUGAUAUAUAUGCAACGCAUUUGUAAUGUCAAAUA
Molecule: messenger RNA, 1259 nt
Organism: Arachis stenosperma
Lineage: Eukaryota; Viridiplantae; Streptophyta; Magnoliopsida; Fabales; Fabaceae
Product: VQ motif-containing protein 31-like
Exons: 3
Coding region: 528-1148 (206 amino acids)
Source: RefSeq, a predicted model, not a curated record